CCGCAACAUUGUAAGAAGAGGCAUAUCUCAUUUCAGCUUCUGAGUUUGGACUUCUCUCGAAGACAGUCUGCUUUCCAAGGUUGAGGAUGGAUUCAGUCGGGCCUGCUUUAGAUAUUUUGAAAUGUUUGUCAGAACCAUUAGCUCGUAAAAUUGGCUACAUGAAAAACCUCAAGGAGAAUUUUGAAAAGCUCAGUGAGGAAGCUCAGAAGCUGCUUGAUCGAAGGGAAGAUAUAAUCCGGGAGAUGCAAGAUGCACGAAAGAGGCCCACAAGUGAAUGCAAAGGUUGGCUCAGUGCAGUGGAGGGGAUUGAGAAUCAGUGGAAGGGAAUUAAAGAAGAAUACAGAAAAGAUGAGAAAUGUCUCGGAGGAUGGUGUCCUCAUGUUUCCUCGCGCAUGGAUCUAGGUGAGCGUGUGUUGAAAUUGAUGAACCGAGCUACUGGGCUUAUGCAGAACUCGGAGUUUAAAGGAGGUAUGUUGAUUGAUGAGCCACAGACGAUAAUAGAGAUGCCUGCAUCAAGAAUACAAGCCGAGACAUCAUCUCAUCGCACCAUGCAGGAGAUAUUGAGAUGCAUAAGAGAUGUGAGAAUAAAAGUAGUUGGGAUUUGGGGUAUGGGUGGGAUUGGAAAAACAAAUGUAAUGAAACUUCUUAAUAACCACCAAGAAAUAGCAGAAACAUUUGAAAUUGUCAUUUGGAUAGAAGUCUCAAAAGAGUGGACUUACAAAUCUCUGCAAAAUGAACUUGCUCAAAGAUUAUUUGUGACGAGGGAUGAUUCCAAGCUCGAUAACACUGUCACACAGGAAUUAUUUCAGAAAUUAAAGGUCAAGAAAUUCUUGUUGCUUUUAGAUGAUGUCUGGGAUUGUAUAGAAAUGGAACAGGUUGGUGUCCCUAUUUGUGAUGAAGCAAGCAGUAGUAAGGUUGUAUUGUCAACUCGGCACCUAAAUGUCUGUCGCAAGAUGGGAACAGACAAGGAGAUCAAGGUAGAGGUUUUGUCUGAGGACGAAGCAUGGGCAUUGUUCCGCGAGAAAGCUGGGGAAGUUGUUGAUUCUAAAAAAAUCGGACCUUUAGCCAAAGCUGUGGUCCAAGAGUGUUGUGGUUUGCCAGUUGCAAUUGUUGAAGUAGGAAAGGCCUUGAGGAAAGUGACUGAUUUUCAUGUGUGGAGUAUUGUGUUGCGGCAGAUGAGAUCCUCCGAGGCAUUUGAAAUAGAAGACAUGGAUAAAAAAGUAUUCCAGCCCUCGAAAGAUAGUUUUGAUAGACUGAAGAAUGAUAAUACAAGGAAUUGCUUUCUGUACUGUGCAUUGUAUCCCAAACACCAUGAGAUCCAUAAAUCCGAACUGAUAGAGUACUGGAGAUCUGAGGGUCUAAUUGAUGGUUGGGCCACUCUUGUGGAGGCCCAAGAUAAAGGACACAUGAUACUGAAGGAUCUCAUGGACGCAUCUUUGCUAGAGAAAUGCCAGAGAGAUGAAUAUGUCAAGAUGCAUGGUGUGAUCAGGGAUCUAGCAAUAAGAAUCACAUCUGCAAAGGAAGAAGGUUGUAUAUCCUUAGUGAGAGCUGGUGUGGAAUUAUUUGAAGCCCCCAAAGCAGAACAAUGGGAAUAUGCAAGAAGGAUCUCAUUGAUGAAAACCGACCUAGAAAGUCUGCCAAAUACGCCAAAUUGUCUCAUGCUCACGACACUACUGCUUCAAGGAAAUAAUAUUUUGAGACAAAUUCCAUUGUCAUUCUUCGAAAACAUGCAAGCCCUUCGAGUUUUGGACCUAUCUGAUACUAAAAUAGAGUCAUUACCACCGUCCAUUUGCAGCUUGGUUAACCUCCGAGGACUCUAUCUAAAUAACUGUGCAUGUUUAAGGGCUGUCCCUCCCCAAGUAGAAGCUCUCACUAACCUUGAGGUGCUUCAUAUAAAUGGCUCACAUCAGGUUUAUGUUUUGCCUGUUGAGAUUGGGAAAUUGGAUUCUCUUAGGUGUUUGCAACUGUGCAUAUGUACACCACGGGAGGAUACAACGGAGGGGAAGCAGAAGAUGGACAUAAUUCCUAAGGGGAUUUUGCCAAGGCUGUCUCAGUUGGAGCAAGUGAUCAUCUUCCUUGAUGUUUACAUUCAUGAAUAUUGGGACGAAUGCACGCGAAUUGUGAGUGAGGAGAUGUGCUUCUUGAACAAGUUGGCUUGUGUUGAUCUGUGCUUCACAAAAGCUGAGCAUUUAGAUCACUUCGUCCAAGAAAGUUCGUCAUGGAAACAAAAGCGAUUGACAUCAUUCAGGUUUUCUGUUGGUCAUUAUUCUGGACAAGUUGAAUGCAGAAGGACAUUUGAUUGGGAAGAAUCUAAUCUGGAAUUUUUGAGAUUGGAAGGAUGGAAUGGAAUUUUGAUAUGGAAAGGUGCCGAUAGCAUCCCGCAUGUGAUCAAGGUGAUAUUGAAUCACACUGAUGCCUUUUUGCUAGAGGGUCAUGUUGCUAUUCAAAAACUGUCUGAAUUUGGUGUGGGGAAUCUGAAUGUGUUAAAAGAAUUUGCUGUGGUAGAAUGCGAAGGAAUCGAGACCAUUAUAGAUGGAGAUGGAGUAGAGGACAGUGAUAUGUUACCAAACUUAGAGAUACUAUAUCUUCAUAAUCUUUCCAAUUUAAGGUGCAUUUGUAAGGGUCUUAUGACACUUGGAAGAAGGUGCUUCACUAGCCUUACACACUUAGAGUUGGCAAAGUGUAACAAGUUGACGAAGAUUUUCUCAUGGAGCCUCAUCCAACAGCUCUCCAAGUUAGAAUGCCUUUCUGUUAAAGAUUGUUCCACAGUAAAAGAAAUUAUUGUCAGCAAAGAAGAGGGGAACCUAAAUGUGUCAGAAAACAGAGUUGUGGAAGAUUGCAAAGGAAUCAGGACCGUUGUAGAUGGAGACGGGGAAGAGGACAGCAUUGUGUUGCCAAACUUGGAGAAACUACAUCUUAAGGAUCUUUGCAAUUUAGAGAGCAUUUGGAAUAUGCCUUUGCCACUUGGAAGAAGAUGCCUCACCAGCCUUACACGCUUAGAAUUGGUAAAUUUUCCGAAGUUGAUGACAAUUUUCUCAUGGAGCGUCAUCCAAUGUCUCUCCAACUUAGAAAACCUUUCUAUUCGUGAUUGUUUAAUGAAAGAAGUAAUUAUUAAUGAAGAAGAGGGAGAAGAGACAUGCUUCGAUGAAUGUGUUCAAAUACUCCCUAAAUUGAAAGAAUUGGAUGUUGCUUGGAAUUUAGAUUUGGUUCGCAUUUGUAGUAAAGUUCUUUCACGAGCGAGUUGGCCAUCGUUGGAGAACAUUCGGAUUCAUAAAUGCCCGAAACUAAGGACUCUUCCUCAUGGCAUUGCCAAUGCACCUAAUCUAUUAAAGAUCAGAUGUGAAAUAAAUUGGUGGGAAGCAUUGGAAUGGAUUGAUGAUGCCAUCAAAGAACGACUCCAACACAAGCUCAUAGUUCCAUACUAAGGGAAAAGCACAUCCAGAGAUCAACGAGGCUCCAAGGCAUUAGAACUUUCAGCCAUUGAUUUGAAAAGGAUCUGGGGAUACAAGUACUUCAGCGAAAUCCGCAACUGGCUGAAAAUUGAUUAUAGCAGGUUUGGAAAGAUUGAAGAUGCAUUGGCGCUAGCUUGGGAAGAUGGAAAAUCCAUUGGGACUAGCUUCGUAAAUGGCAGAGCAUCAAGAGUUCGCUUGUUACCUCUUUUGUUUAUUGUAGCCUGUGGCUAUGGUAUUUGUAUGUAUCGUGUUUCUUUCUUUCUCCGUAGUUCUGUAUGUCAUUCAGAUAUUGUUGAGUUGUGAUAGAUAGUUAUUCGUGCCUGGCUUUUUUGUUCGGGGAUUCCUGGCACCAA
Magnolia sinica is the source of this 3805-nucleotide messenger RNA. RefSeq names its product disease resistance protein At4g27190-like. The record is from RefSeq and is a predicted model, not a curated record. The transcript has 4 exons. Gene Ontology annotation, molecular function: ADP binding; protein binding. The coding region runs from base 87 to 3425 and encodes 1112 amino acids. Lineage: Eukaryota; Viridiplantae; Streptophyta; Magnoliopsida; Magnoliales; Magnoliaceae.